CUCAGUUUAGCUACAACUCUGACUGCGAGCGUGCCGAUCGCUAGACGCCGUCUUACAGUAAAGUACAUUUCCUCAAGACAUUUUCUUUGUGGAACAACAGCCUGAAACUUGAAAACAAUUUGCAAAUGCCCGAAUAUUUUCUCUCUGGGAUUUGAGAAUUUCCAAAAUAGUUAUGAAUCUCCUACUAACAUUGACCACAGUCCUGCAACUGGUUGUGGUGGUAUUGGCACAGAUUCCGUCAUCAAUCGAUGGUGAACUUAUUUCUGAUGGCAUACGUCUGGUCAUGGAGAGGAGUUCCGGUGAUGUAGUACACUUUCGCCCGGCUCGUGGCGCUCUGGACGAUGAAACCGUCGCAGCCACAACAAAUAAGGAGGCUCACCGCCUAAGAAAGAAUCGGAAGCCUAACAAGUCGCAAGAGCAUUUUCAGCAGGUUGGGGGGCAUAAGUCUGGUUCGAGAAAACUAGUGGUUGCCGAAAAUGGCAGUGCAGCAUCAGAGGGAUCACAGCCGAAGCACAAGCAAGGCUACAAAAGCACUGAUAAGCAACAACGCCAAGGACCCAAGCAGCAGCAUGGACAUGGCCAACACCACGGAGGUAAGAGAACAGGAUCCACGGCAAGGACGUCAGAGAGCGGGUCGACUUGCCGUUACGCGAAGAGUGCUUGGUCAAAUUGUGAUGACAAAACAAACACGCGUUCCCGUGUUUUAUCUUUAAGAAAAGGAGAGCAAAACUGCUUGCCAACACGCACUAUACAGAAAAAGUGCAAGAAAGGCUGUCGUUAUGACAAGGGCACAUGGUCUCAAUGUAUCGCUGGACAAAUGACCAGAGAGGAUAAGUUAGAAGCCGAAGCAAUCGGCGGUAGUGACCAGAACUGCAAUCCUGUGCGUACCGUAAACAAAAAGUGCAAGGCGAAUGGUAAUGCUGCCGGAGGAAAGCAACACGGCCAGAAUCGUGGCACAAAAGAACGAAAACAAAAGGACAAGAGUGCCGGACGCAUUUCGCCUCACGACCAAUGAUUGUUUGAAAUUAAUAAUUUAAUGCAAAUACUGCAAGAAAUUUAUAGCAUUUUAUACCGAUUUUUUUAGAAUUAGAUCCUACCGUUUUGUAAAAACAUUCAAAAUAUGGGUUCCAUCCAAGCCGUUUGCUUA
Molecule: messenger RNA, 1147 nt
Organism: Drosophila suzukii
Lineage: Eukaryota; Metazoa; Arthropoda; Insecta; Diptera; Drosophilidae
Gene: miple2
Product: midkine and pleiotrophin 2
Biological process (GO): mesoderm morphogenesis
Cellular component (GO): extracellular region
Molecular function (GO): growth factor activity; heparin binding
Source: RefSeq, a predicted model, not a curated record